Messenger RNA from Drosophila suzukii, 1964 nucleotides. Its product is annotated as double-stranded RNA-specific editase 1. Gene Ontology annotation, molecular function: siRNA binding; double-stranded RNA binding. NCBI's taxonomy places the organism in Eukaryota, Metazoa, Arthropoda, Insecta, Diptera, Drosophilidae. The record is from RefSeq and is a predicted model, not a curated record. Gene Ontology annotation, cellular component: cytoplasm; RISC complex; RISC-loading complex. Gene Ontology annotation, biological process: siRNA processing; regulation of regulatory ncRNA processing.
UGUAGCUCCGAUUUUCCGUCACUCUGGAAAAGUUUUCACUGGGGAAUCACUUACAACCGUGUGACGGAAUCUUUUGAAGAAAAAAAAUGAAGCGAACUCGUCGACCAACUGCUGCCACCAACAAACCAUUCGUCUCCGGCGGAAUUUAUAAUCCCAAUGCUAUCGCCAAGCCUUUGAUCCAACAGCCGUUGCAGGCCUCUAAUGACCAGGAGCAGCAGUCCCCUCCGGUGGCUGAUCAAUCGCCACCGGCUCCUGCCUCAGUUUCGGCUCCAGUGGCGGCCUCGCAGGAUGCGGCCGACAUCGCAGCCAAAUUGCCUAUGCCAAUCAUAGUCAAGGAGGAGCCGAAAGAGGUCGUUAUCGAGGAAGCGGUUCCCAACGACGAUCUCCCCGUCGACGUCAGCGAGGAGAACGGCAGCGGCGCCGGCACCGGCACCGUCUCCGGCUCCGGCUCCGGCAUGGGGGGCAAGAUCCCCUUCAAGAAGAUCUUUCAGAAGCGCAAGAAGUCGUCUGAACGCACCCGUGACAAGAAGCAGCGCCAGAACCGUCAGCUGCGCAAGUCCAUGCUGCCGAAGAACGCCUUAAUGGCCCUUAACGAAGUAAAAGGUGUGACCAUAAGCGAUUUCACCAUCGAAAGCAAUCCCGACGGAGGGUUUACGGCCGUAGUUACUGUAAGCGCGGUCCAGUACGAGGGCAAGGGUCUCUCCAAAAUGUCCGCCAAGAACGCGGCUUGCGAGAAGGCUUGGCGCGACUUUAUCAUUGCAAAGAUGACACCCAAGCCGAACAGGACGCGUAAUUCUAACUCUGAAAAUGGACCAGAGCCCAUGGAAACCAACGAGGAUGAGGGUGAUGCACAGGAGGAUGAUCUUCCCAUGCUAAAUCUCGCCUCGUUUGCUAUUUACAAGCUGUUUGCAGAGUGGGAGCGCGAGGGCUAUGUCGUGCCAGAAAUGCAUCCAUCGGCCAGUGGUGCUCCGUCGGCCGGAGGGGAAAACGUACCGCCUGUUCCAGCGGUGCCGAAGGAGCCAAAGAAGCCACCAGUGCGCACCGAGUUGCCCUCAGGCUGGGAGACCAUGCACCCGGCCACUAUUCUAUGCAUUAUGCGUCCGGGACUCAUCUACGUUGACCACGGGGCCUCUGGCGACAAGCCCAAUGUCCUGCAACAUCUGGGAAUAGUAGUGGACGACCAGGAGUUCACCGCCAGCGGCAGAUCGAAGAAAAUCGCACGCCGCAACGUGGCCGUUGAAGUGUGCAACACUCUGUUUGGAACCAACUUCUCGUAUAGCGACACUUCAUCUUAAGACAUUGAUUGCAAGACACACCUUUGCCCCUCUUAACGGCUCCAUCUCCAAAAAUUUUGGCCGUAAAGUCAAAUGCGCAACUGUUUUUAGAUUUGCUUCUUUACUAUGAUAAAAAUUGGUUGCCGAGCGAUGAGUAUUUAAAAUUUUUAUUGACUUUUGGGUCAGAAUUUAUAAUUUAUAACUAUAUGGAGAUUAGUUAAAAUAGACUACGUUAUAUUAAUCGGGAUCUAACGAGUAUGUAUUUCUGUUGCAUUCGAAAAGUAAUGACACGAAAAGUAGUAACAUUCAUGAAAGUAUACACUUUUUAGAUUUCGGUGUGCUAAAAAUAUGGACUACAAUAUAUUGGUAUCUCCAUGCAGUUCCACAUGUCACAAAUGACAUCAAUGGUAACACUUUACCUCAUUUUCUCUUUAAAAAAAAAAAUAUAGAUAAAUGUUGAUGAUAAGCCCCAGUUUUUGUCGAUUAUAAGUUGAGGGAUAUGUCACUGAUGUCAGCGUAGGAUUUGCCCAUGUUAAUUUUAUCAAUUAUUUGUUUGAAAAUUAAUGAAUGAUUCACCAACAUCGAAGAUUUUACAACCUUGCAGAGGGUAUAAUGUCAGAAUUAUGCACCGCAGUAAAGGAGUCCACCAUAUUUGAAUAUCGAUCAUUUAUAAAUGAUUUUAGACUGCAA